Messenger RNA from Pelagomonas calceolata, 1588 nucleotides. The record is from the annotation of a GenBank genome assembly. NCBI's taxonomy places the organism in Eukaryota, Pelagophyceae, Pelagomonadales, Pelagomonadaceae.
CGCACAGCGCUCUGGAAAGUUGAAACGCCGGCAGAGCGUCUUCUAAAGCGCCGCGCAAGCCGCGCUGGACGUAGAGACUAGCGCAUCACUCGCCCGACAGCCCUGUGCAACUGCUCGCCAAGUGGCAGCCGCGACCGUGCCCUAGCACUGGAGAUAUCGCCGCCAUGCUGCUCCGCCACCUCGCGACAAGAGCGCCGCGCGCCGCCGCCGCAAGACCGUUAGGAUCCUGGACGAGCCGCCCGCACAAGGACGGCAACUACAAGAUGAACGGCGCGAAGAUGAUGUUCGUCGUGAGGCACGCCGAGCGCCACGACCGGUCGACGCCCGACGGGUGGUCGGAGCUGGCAUUGAGACCCCAGGACACGCCACUCUCGCAGCGCGGUUUGCGGCAAAGUCGUAGAUUAGGCAAGUGGUUCUACGGCAAGCUGCCGAUCCACCGACCUUUGGCCAUUUUCGCGUCUCCCUUCAUCCGCUGCAUCCAGACUGCCGACGCCAUCGCCGUCGAGCUGGAAGGUCUGCAGCGGGCGGGCGUCUUCGGCAAGGACAACCACUCCAUAAAAAUCUGCGUCGAGCCGGGACUCGUGGAGGACAUGCGGUACAUGGGCGGUCUCAAGCACCGGGAGCCCUGGUACCUCAAGGCGGCGGAUCUGAUCUGCAUCUCGCCUCGAGUCGAUCUGACGUACCAGCCGCUGCGCGACGUCCAGUUCCAGCGGGGCCCGACGUACCCCGGCCCCUGUGUGGAAGUGGGCGACCCCGUCCACCGACUGAACACGAUCGCGCACGAGAUCGCGCAGCAUCCUUUGGUGGCGGCCGGUGGGACGGCCAUCGCCGUCACGCACGGGAAACCGUCAGCUGACUUAAUCCGCUCCUUACAGCCGGCGCCGAACGGCAUCGCUCUACCUUCCUACGAGCGCAUCAAGGCGGGCAAGUACGACGGGCCGCCCUUACAUUAUACUGCGGUUACGGCCCUACAGAGAGAUGAUGAUGAUGAUUCGUGGGACCUCGCACCAGGUUUUGAACUGUUUUCUAAUUCUCAUGAUCCGAGAUUAGUGGCCCUGAGGCAGAACGACGCCGACCGAGCCACAAGAUAUGUGGUAGGGGAACCUGCCAAAGCACCUAGAUACGUCGUCGGCGAGACGAACUUGACGAGUGGCGGCCCCGUCCUCAAGGGCAAGUGGCGGCCCUGCGGCGCGAUUGAGUUGGAGGCUAUCGAGUUACGCUCAGCUCACGUCGAAGCGGGCCAGCGCGUCACGGUCACAGGGCCGGACGGCGGCGAGGCCGUGUCUAUAACAUUACCGCAGGAGUACCGGCCCGGCGACGUGGUGCGGGUACGAUUGAUUGGAGACGCGUGCCGGACGGAAAACGAGGAGACCGAGAAGGUGUUAGCGAAGCGUUUUGGAGGAGGCAUGAUGUAUGGGUCGUCCUGCACGCCGCCCACCAACGCUAUUGAUGAUGAAAAAGAUGCGAAGAAGCUCGAUAAGGCCGUCGAGGCGUCGCAGAAGCCGGCGACCGAGGAGGUCGCCGCCGCGAAGGCCGUCGCGUGACUUCCUCUCCCCCGCGUUUGAGUGUAUAGAUUUGAAUCAUGCGA